Molecule: messenger RNA, 8503 nt
Organism: Lethenteron reissneri (Far Eastern brook lamprey)
Lineage: Eukaryota; Metazoa; Chordata; Hyperoartia; Petromyzontiformes; Petromyzontidae
Product: spectrin beta chain, non-erythrocytic 1-like
Molecular function (GO): phospholipid binding; protein binding
Source: RefSeq, a predicted model, not a curated record
AUGCCCGUGAAGCCACGAGCCCAGGACUCGGUGCAGGCGAUCGAGUGUGCAGGCGGUGCCACUGCGCCGGGGACCUUGGGCUGGAGGAGCCCGGGCGAGGAGGAACCGCGAGGUGGCUGGGGACGUCCUGGUGAGGCUCAGGGACAACAGGGACCUCCAGAAGUUCCUUCAGGAGUGCCGCGAGCUGACGUGCUGGGUGAACGAGAAGAUGCUGACGGCGCAGGACACGUCGUACGACGAGGCCAGGAACCUCCACUCCAAGUGGCUCAAGCACCAGGCAUUCAUGGCGGAGCUGGCCUCCAACAAGGAGUGGCUGGAGAAGAUCAAGAAGGACGGCGAAGCGCUGGUGACGGAGAAAGCCCGAGACGGAGCCCGUCGUGCGCCGGGAGCUCGCCGAGCUGCAGCGGCUGUGGCGUGAGCUCGAGUCUACCACGCAGGCCAAGGCGCAGCGCCUCUUCGACGCCAACAAGGCGGAGCUGUUCACGCAGAGCUGUGCCGACCUCGACAAGUGGAUCGGCGAGCUCGAGUCGCACACAGCAGUCGGACGAGUACGGGAAGGACCUCACCGGCGUCAACAUCCUGCUCAAGAAGCACCAGAUGAUCGAGAACCAGAUGGAGGUGCGCAAGCGCGAGGUGGAGGAGCUGCAGACGCAGGCGUCGGCGCUGCGCCAGGAGGGCCAGGGCUCCGACGAAGCGGACGGCCUGGAGCGCGUGGUGGUGGUGAGGCUCCACCAGGUCAUGCAGCCCCUGCAGCAGCGGAAGGGCAAGCUGCUCGCAUCCAAGGAGGUCCACCAGUUCAACCGCGACUUGGAGGACGAGAUUCUCUGGAUAGAUGAUCACAUGCCCCUGGCGUCGUCGACCGACCACGGGCACAACCUCCAGACCGUGCAGCUGCUCAUGAAGAAAAACCAGACCCUGCAGAAGGAGAUGCAGGGCCACGAGCCGUGGGUGCACGACGUGUGCGAGCGCGGGGAGCGGCUGGCGGCGGACGGCGGGCCCGACGCGGCCGAGGUGCGCGAGCGCAUCGGCACGCUGCGCGACCUCUGGGCCAGGCUGGCGACGGAGGCCGAGCGGCGGCAGGGCCGCCUGCAGGAGGCCCUGCAGGCGCAGCAGUACUACUUCGACGCGGCCGAGGCGGAGGCGUGGAUGAGCGAGCAGGAGCUGUACAUGAUGGGCGACGAGAAGGCCAAGGACGAGCAGAGCGCCGUGGCCAUGCUCAAGAAGCACCAGAACUUGGAGCAGGCCGUGGAGGACUACGCAGAGAACGUGCACCAGCUGUCGGAGAUCUCGCGGAGACUCAUCUCCGACGGGCACCCCGAGAGCGAGCGAAUCGGGCUGCGGCAGUCGCAAGUGGACCGGCUGUACGCGGGCCUCAAGGACCUGGCGGAAGAGCGGCGCGGCCGCCUGGAGGAGUGGCAGAAGCUGUUCGUGCUCAACCGCGAGGUGGACGACCUGGAGCAGUGGAUCGCCGAGCGCGAGGUGGUGGCCGGCUCGCACGAGCUCGGCCAGGACUACGACCACGUGACGAUGCUGCAGGACCGCUUCCGCGUGUUCGCACGCGACACGGUACUCAUCGGCCAGGAGCGCGUGCAGGCCGCCAACGAGAUGGUGGACGAGAUGAUCGACGGCGGCCACCCCGACGCCGCCUCCAUCGCCGAUUGGAAGGACGGCCUCAACGAGGCGUGGGCCGACCUCCUGGAGCUCAUCGACACUCGCACGCAGGUGCUGGCGGCGUCGUUCGAGCUGCACCGCUUCCUGCAGCAGGCGCGCGAGGUGCUCGGCCGCGUCACCGAGAAGCACCAGCAGCUGUCGGACGACCUGGGCCGCGACCAGCACUCGGUGGAGAGCCUCCAGCGCGUGCACACCGCCUUCGAGCACGACAUCCAGACGCUCGGCUCGCAGGUGAAGCAGAUCGAGGAGGACGCGGCGCGGCUGCAGACGGCGUACGCGGGCGAGAAGGCGGAGGACAUCGCGCGGCGCGAGCGCGAGGUGGCGGAGGCGUGGCGGGCGCUGCUGGACGCGUGCGGCGAGCGGCGCGUGCGCCUCGUGGACACGGCGGACAAGCUGCGCUUCUUCCGCAUGGUGCGCGACCUCCUGCUCUGGAUGGAGGGCGUGCGGCGACAGAUCGACGCGCAGGAGAGCCCCCGGGAUGUGUCGUCCGUGGAGCUGCUCAUGAACAGCCACCAGGGCAUCAAGGCCGAGAUCGACACCCGCAACGACAGCUUCGCCGCCUGCGUCGAGUUGGGCCAGGCGCUGCUGCAGCGCCAGCACUUCGCUUCCGCAGAGAUCAGUGAGAAACUGAUGGAGCUGACGGAGAAGAGGAAGGAGAUGAUUGACAAGUGGGAGGAGCGAUGGGAGUGGCUCAAGCUCAUCCUGGAGGUGCACCAGUUUGCCCGCGACGCGUCUGUGGCCGAGACGUGGCUGCUGAGCCAGGAGCCGUACCUGUCGAGCCGCGAGCUUGGCCUCAGCGUGGACGACGUGGAGAAGCUCAUCAAGCGGCACGAGGCCUUCGACAAGUCGGCGCUCACUUGGGACGAGCGCUUCGGGGCGCUGCAGAAACUCACGACGCUGGAGCUGCUGGAGUUGCGUCGUCGGCAGGAGGAGGAGGAUGACCUGGAGAGGAAGAGACUCUCACCUCCUCAACCCAGCGAGGAAUUCCAGACCAGAGAAGCUGGAGAUGCGCAUGCCGUGCAAAACGGAGUCGCGGCGGUCGAAGUCGAGUCGGCAAAGGCGGCCGCGGAAGGUGCGGACGGUCUGGCGAACGGCUCCGAAGGCCGGGCGCGGAGGGCGAGGGAGAGCCCCCCGCCGCCAUCGCCCGAGGGGGAGAGGAGGGGCCUCGCGUCGCCGCCGCUGGCGCCGCACACCUCGGCGAGCCUCCCGGCCAAGCCCAGCGAGGUGCUCAUGCUGCCCACGGAGGGCUUCCUGCACCGCAAGCACGAGUGGGAGGCGAGCAACAAGAAGGCCAACAGCAGGUCAUGGAACAACGUGUACUGCGUGCUGAGCACCGGUCAGAUCGCUUUCUACAAGGACCCCAAGAGCGCCGGCACGGGGGUCACGUUUCACAGCGAGAUCCCCCUACCUCUGUCGGGCUCCUCGUGCGAGGUGGCAUCCGACUACAAGAAGCGCAAGCAUGUCUUCAAGCUGCGGCUCGAGGAUGGAAAUGAAUUCCUGUUCCAAGCCAAGGAUGAUGACGAGAUGAACGGCUGGAUCAACAGCGUGAGCACUGCCAUCGUCGGGGUGCCGGCGGAGGCGAGCGGCGGCGCCGGCGGCGGCGGUGGCGGCGGCGACGGUGCAGGCGACGUGGCACGGGCGCAGACGCUGCCUGCGACGGCCGUGAGCGGCGCCGGCGACGCCAGCCCCGGCAAGCGCGAGAAGGACAAGGAAAAGCGCUUCAGCCUGUUCGGCAAGAAAAAAUGAAAAUAAAACGGAUUGUACAAACCCACACCCACCCACCGGCCCACCAACCCCUGACCCCCACUCAUCCCCCCUCACCCCUGCCCCCAUAAUGACGGUGCUCUCUGUGUAACGCGCGCACUCGGGACGUUUCACGCUGCACUGCACGCCGGGCGCGCUGUAAAUCACCGCAAGCCGGCAAGAGAAAAAAAAAACUUCCCAGUCGGCCGCGAAAAAAAAAAGCCAAAUUAUUAUCGUUUUUUUUCUAAGUUUUUAUUCAUCAAAACACUCUGGUGGGACGCGGCUAACGGUGACUGUGUGUGGGGGAGGGCCUCGAGGGUGGCGCGCCCGUGAGAUGCCUUACAGUGACGGUCGCGCAUCUGCCCCUGCGGCGUUGUUUUGUUUGUGCUUCGCGCUGCUCCCCGUGUUUUGUCCACCGCCUCGAGCGCCGAUGGCGACGUCCUCGCCCCCACGUGCCACCCCUCCGUCCUCCUCCGUCUUCCGUCGAUGAUUCCUCCGUUGAGCCCUGGCGCAUUAUUUUCACGCCUGCCCCUCCCCCCGUACACCUGCGCGCGUACCCACGUACGUGCGUGCGCGUGUUUAACCCUCGUGCCUACCUACGUGCCCCUUGCGGCCAAACGUGGAUGGCGGUUCGAAGGCACCGCGGAUGCCCCCCGCCCUGCUUUGAUUGCGCCGACUCCCGCGGUUCGCCGCCGACUCCCGUGCGCGCUGGCGAGGUCGGGAUUUGAGCUUGGCGGCGAUCGUCCUGUGGCUCAGUCUGCCCCCUCCUGUAGGCGCUCCCCGGUGAAGUCAGCUGCACUUGGGGGAGAUUCUCUCCUACGCUGUCCGUUGAGGGGAAAGGGGGCCCUCCUUCUCUCCGAAGCGGUCGCUCGGUUUGGGGAAACCUUGACCAAUCCCGAUCUCUUACUCACUCCCGGCCUUCCCCAGGUCCGUUACAAGCUCCUGCACGAGGUUGAGUCGGCGGCCGAGUGAAACGACAACAACGACAAAAAAGCGCGCGUGUGCGUGUGCGCAUGUGCGCGUGUAUGUGCGCGUUUGAUGCAAUUUUGUUAACUCUGAGCUUUGUCCAAAUUGGGUCACAGAUUGUGGCAGUUGGCACAGAGAGAGGAUGCAGCGUGUUUCAGUGUGGUGCUCUGAGCAGAUGGCAGUGUCGCUGUCCACACAGUUUUUGCGCUGCCGUCGAUGUGUACAGGACUUUUCCCUUUUAUGUUUGGGUUUUUUUCUUGUUUUUGUGCCAGAAGUGUGCGACGAUGUAGAUACAAAAUGACUGGAAGACGAUGGCAGGGGGCGGGGAAGCUCGCGGGGAGAUUUGAGACGAGAGAAGGUGUAGGAUGUGUACAGGAAAGUGGAAUUUGUGAUCUGUGUUGGGUCGAUUGAAUGUGGAUUAAGAGAAUAGCUGUGUGUCAUGAAGAUGCACAAGUUAGACCGGAAAGCUUUCGAAGGUGUUUUUUUUUAUACAAAUGUUUUUAAAAGCAUAUUGCCUAUAUUAGAGUAGGCGAUAAGCCAAACUGAACAGCUCUCAAUUGCGUUAGAGCAUUGCUUUUCGAACUUAAUGGCCGGGAGUUCGUAUUCUUUUUUUGCACCAUUUAAUCUUUUGAAGGGCCCCGUGUAUUUCCCCUUUAAUUUGUUUGACUUUUAUUCUCAAGACUGAACUCUCCUCUUGAGUAUGAUUAGUGUGUGCGUGUGCCUGAGCCCUGUGCCUCUUGAUUUAUACCUUUGAACUGGCAGGUUGGUGGAAUUGCGACGCAUGGAAAUAUAAAUAUUUUAUUCUGCGUAGCCGUGAAAUAUCUCGAGUCUCACGAAGGGGCGGCUGGGGGCGGCAGGGCAUCUAACAUCGCCCUGAUGUCGCCACGGUGGCGAGAUGUUAACUACCUCGCCUGGUAUACAGGAGGUUGUGAGUUCGAUCCCGGACCCAGACGCCUGUUGUAUAUUUGGAGUUGGCAUCGUUCUCUCCGUGGUCGCGUGGACUUUUCUCGGGUCCCUCUGGGUGUUCCCUCCACGUUCAGAUCAACACGCGUUUAGAACAAUUGGCUGCUAUGAAUGUCCACAUGGUGGUAAGCCACUUCAUCGAGCUAUCAUUCGUGAUCGCCAGGUCACUUCUGAGAAAGUGCUACAUAGCUCAGGUGGGUCUUCUUUCCUGAUAAAAUAUUUGAGAUUGAUGACAACAACACGAGUGGGAACCACGCGAUUAUCUUCGCGCCCCGCUCGACACGAGGAGAAGGAACGUCCUGGGAUUGUACACAUACUUGCCGAGGGCUCGCACACUACAACGCUUGGCGAUGGGCCAGCGGCGGCCGCUCGUUUUAUCAUCCCCGUUCGUGUAGAGCUUCAAGUCUUCUCUCUCCGCUUGAGUGUGGCCGCCGCCGCCGCCUUUCGGUCCGACGCUCGCAGUGCGCCAUCGACUGCAGCGCUCGUCGAGAAACGGUCGCCCUCUUCGCCGCCCUCGCAUUUGCUGUCGUCGUUUUCACUCGUGCCGUAUCAUUGCCGUUUACUGUUCACGUUAGCGUUGGGGUUUUUUUUUAUUUUUUAAACGGACGUCAAGUUUUAUUGCUGCAUGUUCCUCUGAUUUGUCUUCACGGGGCAGCGUCCCGGAAUGUCUGUGUCCGUGCGUCGCACGCGGACGCGCGGACGUUAACGCUCGCAGGCCGCCGACUGAUAUCCCACCGGACACAUCGCCGACGUGUAUGUACGCAUGUUUGAACUUAUUUCGCACCGUACGUAGCCAGCCGCGUUAAUCGGAGGUGUGGAAUAUCCCACCACAGCCACAUUGAUAUCACACCAGAACGAUACUGAUAUCCCCAUAGAACACCACCGAUAUGUCAACAUAACCACGCUGUUAUGCAACCACAAGAUCACCGAUAUCCCACCAGAACCUCAUCAACAUCCCACCAGGACAUCACACUCAGAUGCAAGCCCUCCAAGUGAAAGUGCGGCCGUGUUAUUUUAUUCUUCCAGUAAACUGACCACUUUAGUUUCACAGAGCGGUGAUGUUAUAAAGGUAUAUGUAUUAACUUAGAUAAAUAUAUUAAAUGUGAAGGAAUUUAUUAAACACAGUACUCAAUAUUUUUUUUGUUGGGAUAGUGGGGUGUGGUUAGGGGGUAGACACUCUGCAGAGCUUUAGUAGAGGGGGGGAGGGCUAGGUUACUUGCUUUAUGGAUGGCCGAAUGCUAAGAAGAUAUUGCCUUGUAUGCCUGCUUGCUUGCUCGCUUAUCGACUCAACAAAAUAUAUAUAUAGAGAUAUAACAACAACAACAAACCACAACCGUUUCUUUUUUGUAAUUAUGUCGGUGAGAAUGUUGGGGAGCGAUGCCCGACCCGGCGACCCAGAGCGCAGCGCUCGCCGGCGUCAUGUCUCACCAACCAGGCGGCUCCGUCCGGCUCUCUCCUUACUCACGGUGGGACGGAUCGCUUUGAAAAAAAGAGAGAGAGGAGAGAGAGUGUGUGUGUGUAAGUGGGAGAGAGAAAAAAACUCACGGGGCUGCCGAAUUAUUUCCAAAGCUCACGAAGCGGCUCGCUGCAGGAUGAUGAUGCCCGCUUGCCGCUGCCACGAAAACCUUCCUGACACUUGCACGCGUCUCUCUACAAAGCCGCUAGCAGCGGGGAGCGGUGGCGCAGCGGUUAGCGCGCUGCGCUACGAACCCGUGCGUACCCGAGUUUGAUUCCCGCUCGCGGCCAACAUCGGGGACGAAACAUCUGAACCGGUCCCUUGUCUCUCCCAGGUCGACUCGGUCUCAAAUGAGUACCUGGUGUAGCGGUGUGCAGUCAACGUCUGGUUGCGAUGUGUAAACAUCGCCACUGGGGAGACAAAGGCGGCCUGGCGUGGUGUUGGCAGCCAUCCCGCUCGUGUGCCGUGCCGGCCUUAAUAGGUGCUCGCUAACCGCACUUGCCCCAACAGUCUGUUAAAGGCUAUACUGAGUGGGGGUGGGGGGGGGAUCUUUGUCUAAGGUCUGCCCAAUAACUCGCAGAGCGACUGCAUGCUCAACGCACACCACGGAUGAUGUAUCGUGACACGCGCGUGAAGUGUGUUGGACAGUGGGCGAAGAGAUGAGGAUGUGAAAUGAAACAAACAUAGGAAUGAUAGCGGUGCUUAGGUAAUGCUAACGACACACACACACGCACUCAUAACCUACUAAGCAAAAGGGUGGUAGUAUAUUUAAGCAAGCUGUUCCAUUAUGCAUGGUAUUGGGCUUUUAGCUAUUACAAGUUUUCCCAGGUAGGACGUUUAGGCCGACAACAAAUAACUUUUUUCUCUUUGAAAAAGACGUCUCACUCUCGCUAUUGUUUCAUUCCCUCGUUCUCUCUCCCACUGCCCCUGCCCCCCAACCCCCGGGUGUCUCCCGAGUGGUGCGCGCUCGGGGCCACAUCGGUCUGUGAGCUCAUCCCAGACACGCGCGUGUCGCGUUGAGAACGCGGGGAGCUGCGCGCUUGUUAAAAGGGGGGAACGCGUGCCCUGCUGGAAUCGUCAUCCGAGCCGUACCGAGCAUUCGAAUGCGGCGAGUGAUGAACACCAGCGAGAGUAAAAAUGUUGACUGAAAACUUUCGUGACUCGCAGGGAUUCAUAUUCUUGGUUCUUUCGGUAAAGUCAUGUAGUUAGAAGAAAAAAGAAAAUUAAAAAUUAAAUCAGAAAAAAACCCACGGCAUCGCUUGUGUUGCGAUCGAAACGUCGUGGGAUUUUUGCUUUUUAAAUUGAUGUUUUAUUUUAUAUUUUUUAUUUUCUAUCUACGUGACUUUACCGAAAGAACCAAGAAUACCAGCGAGAUUCGUCACUUCCAACCCAGGCGCCCCCCCCCCCCUCCAUUUUUUGUAAUGCGAAGCACGCGGAGGCAUUUCAAACAUUCUCCGCAUUUGUAAAACCGGGGGGGCGAUGAGUGGUUGAGGUCGACAUUCUCAAUCUGGUCACAGGAAUCGGGAGAUGAAUUUGACAUUUUAAACGCGCAAUAGUGGCGUGGGCAGCGUUGACCCCCCCCCCCCCACUCCCUUUCUCCCGUCGGGAUGAGCUGACGGAAUGAGCGCUGACAAAAACUGGAAGCCCCUCCUGUACGUGUAUACUUACUACCCUUUGAGCCUAAUAAAGCAUUACCAUUAUGUA